AUGAAUUGUGAUCAUCAAACUUUAAAAACUCAAUCAAUGUCUGAUCAUUUUACAAAAAUUCUUAGUCGUAUGGAAUUAAAUGAUUUAUGUUCAGAAGAUUCAAUUGAAAAUUCUAAUGAAGAUGAACGUCGAAUAACAAAUGGAGGAAAAAAUGCAUUUGGAACAUUUCUUGAACAAAUGAGACAAGCUAAUAUUGAAAUAUGUGCAUUACAUGAUAUUCUAACAUUAGUUAUGAGUCAUCAUUAUUUUAAUUUAUUUUCAAAUGUUACUAAUAUGGAAGAAAAGGAAGUCCCUCAAUUUCCAUGA
Molecule: messenger RNA, 306 nt
Organism: Rotaria sordida
Lineage: Eukaryota; Metazoa; Rotifera; Eurotatoria; Philodinida; Philodinidae
Source: the annotation of a GenBank genome assembly